This is a messenger RNA of Mercurialis annua (annual mercury), 2504 nucleotides long. RefSeq lists its product as uncharacterized. Gene Ontology annotation, cellular component: cytoplasm. NCBI's taxonomy places the organism in Eukaryota, Viridiplantae, Streptophyta, Magnoliopsida, Malpighiales, Euphorbiaceae. Bases 280 to 2271 code for a protein of 663 amino acids. The transcript has 11 exons. Gene Ontology annotation, molecular function: protein binding. The record is from RefSeq and is a predicted model, not a curated record.
CAAGAAUUAUUACUAUAUUACGGUCAAAGAUAUUAAAAUAUGAAGAGUGGGAGUCAUAUGUUUGUAGGUGACGCAACGAAAAAGGUCGAAGGAGCGAGAGGAUUGAAUUGAAUGUGUAUGUGAAUUUGCGUGUCGCAGUUCGACAAAAAAACAUAUUGAAACCGAUUCAAUUUUAUUCAAUUCAAAUCGCAUUUUCUUUUCAAUUUCAAUUUCAAUUUCAGUUUAUAUAUCGAAUUACUCCGUCUGUGUGAGAAAUUAAAUUAAACUAAAUUAAAAAAAAUGAAAACGUCACUCAAGAAAUUGAGAGAAUUUGCUCUUCGCCAUGGCGAACACAACAGCAAUGACGGGAGAGAAUUUUCUCAUCCUUCUACUCCCGUUGAUGAGCUUGCUCAAGCUUCUCUGGAUAUGGAGAACAUGGGAGAUUGCUAUGAUAGCUUCCUUUCUGGAGCUGCAGCAACUGCUAAUGGUGCAUUUGAAUUCUCAGAAGCAUUACAUGAAAUGGGUGCUUCUCUUCUCAAGAGAACAUCAUUGAAUGAUGAUGAAGAAUGCGAUAAAGUACUACUGAUGUUGGGAAAAGUGCACUUUGAACUCCAGAAACAUCUUGAUAAAUAUCGUUCUCACAUAUUCAAGACAAUUACAGUUCCGUCGGAGUCUCUUCUCAAUGAACUUCGAAAUGUUGAGGAGAUGAAGCGACAAUGUGAUGAGAAAAGAAAUGUCUACGAGUACAUGAAAAUGAGGCAACAAGAAAGAGGAAGGGGAAGAAGUGGGAAGGCGGAGACCUUUUCUAUGCAACAGUUACGAGAAGCUUAUGAUGAAUAUGAUGAAGAGUCAACCUUAUUUGUUUUUCGUCUGAAAUCACUAAAGCAAGGGCAGUCACGAAGUCUAUUUACACAAGCAGCACGGCACUAUGCUGCCCAGGUGCGCUUCUUCAAGAAAGGUCUUAAAUCUCUUGAAGCACUUGAGCCAUAUGUGAAAUCGGUUGCCGAACAGCAACAUAUAGAUUACCUCUUUGAUGGACUUGAAGACGAUGAUGGAGAUGAUGAUGACAAUGACGAUAAUGAAGAAGAUGAUGAUACUUAUGAUGAGCAUGAUGAUGGUGAAUUGAGUUUUGAGUAUGGCCAAAAUGACCUUGAGCAAGAUGUUUCUACGUCAAGAAAUCCAAUGGAGUUGGAUAUGGUGGAUGUUACAUAUCCCCAAGUUGCGACUUCAGAUGCUUUAAAGGAAAAUCGAGAUAGAAACUACAGGAAAUCCUUUUCUUUUAGAGGAGAUGUUAGGAUAGGCAGCCAAUCUGCCCCAAUCUUUGCAGAUAUUAAAUCUAAUCCAUCUGAGGCAAUCAAACAGCUGCGGCCAUCAUUUUCAAAAAGGUUUAAUGCGUAUGUACUCCCCACUCCGGUUGAUACAAAGAUUUUAAAUUCUACAGGAUCAAGUAAACUAGUUCCUCAAGCAUUAAAGACAAAUUUGAAUGGACAAACACAAAAUUUGUGGCAUUCAUCUCCUCUGGAACCAAAGCAACGUGAAAAACUAGUAGGAGAUGAGAAAUUUUCUAGAUUUAUGGUCCAGGAUGCUGAGUCAGUGCUCAGGGAAAGUAACAAAUAUUCUUCCUCCACUCAGUUACCCCCUCCUCAAACAGAAGGACAUUUCAUUUCGAGGAUUGACCCACCGGCUGCUUCUGAUUUUAAGAAGGUUAAAAGAUACGCCUUCUCAGGUCCCAUUACAAGUAAGGCGUGGUCAACUAAACCAAUUUUAGCAGAACCUGCUGGGUCAAUUUCUGGACCUCUUUCAGAAAAACCAACUGUGCAAUUACCAUCAUCAUCUCCGAAGGUAUCACCUAAAGUAUCUCCUGUAGUAUCUCCUAAGCUAUCUCCAACUGCUUCCCCUACUUUUGUGUCAUCGCCUAGAAUAAGUGAGCUUCAUGAGCUACCUAGACCUCCAUCCAGUGCAACCUCCAAGUCUUCAAAGUAUACAAGUUUUGUUGGUCAUUCAGCUCCAUUGGUGUCUAGAGGACAUAUGCGUCCUACUAUGGGUAGAUCUUCGGUAUGGAAUGGAGCAUCUCCGUUGCCAGUACCUUCCCAGGCUGUCACUCGCAGUUUCUCCAUACCCUCGAGCAGAGCAAUGAAUUUGUCAAAGCCAUUAGAAAGUGUGCGGAGUUUAGAGAUGAUUGAAGAUAUAAACUCUCCUCCUUUGACACCAAUAUUAUUAUCCAAUGCUCAACCAUCCACAACGGGGUCUCCAAAUGUCAAUCAAACCAUUCAUAUUAGAGGUGCAGAUUGAUCCCGUUCUUGCCAAAUUUUUGUUUCUAGUUUUAGCAAGGAAAUUUUGAAUUAGUAGUAGGUGUAGAUGUGCAAAUAUAAUCUUUAGAUCUUUUUUUUAGUCCAUUAUUGUCUCUAAUCCAUUUGUUAAUCUCUACGAUGAGCACUUGGCAUGAAAGUUGAUUGCCUUGAUGUUUCAUCUGAUAAGAAAUUUUGGCAUUUUCCUUCAGAAUUUAAUUACAUAAAUCUUAUCUC